ACGAAAGGGUAUUCUGAAUGUAUAUAACCGAUAAAACAAACAGAAAGUAGAAAUUAUGAUAUCUUGAUCCGGACACUCUCCGGAAUUCCUGAAUUAAGCAAGUGUUGUCUCAUAUUACCAUAAUCACAACACUAUCUAUAUCUCUCAUCAACUGUACUCACUUGUGAACUGAUCUCUGUGCUUAAGUGCACCUAGCUAUAUCGUAUUCAUUAUAACAUGAUAUUGUCCGUUUGGAAAACCAUGACAUAGUAUUCUAAUUUUAGCGAGUGGGGAAUCUUUGACGUUUAGUAUAAUGAAACAUUGUUAAGCAGUCAAUUAUUGCAGCAUUGAAGCUCAGUUUAUAGAACAACCUAUGUGCAAGUGUCAGCGUUUCACAGUAUCAUGCGAGAGCUCCACUCCAGAAUAGCCAUCAUUGUUUAUCUAUUGGUUGACUGGACUUCAGGUAAGGUGACACAUAUUUCUGCACUAGACAGGUGUGGACAAUACGUGCAUUUCAAAGAUGAUAUUCCAUAUGACGUCAGUUGGAACGGUGAAAGUGGCACGUGCGAAGUGAGAUUCGCUAACGAUCGAGAGGACAAUAGUAUUUGUGCAAAAGCACACCAGUUCUCCGUUGAGUGUGGCUUUGAGCUGAGAUUUACCGAAGGUCUCGGCUUUAUACCAGUGAAGACAUUUACUUGUUUUUACAACAUCAGUCAGGUUCAAUUUUGUUCCAAGAAAGGCAGGAGCAUCAAUGUGGAGUUCUUCGCUAUCAGUCCGACCUCCUCAAAGGUAGCGCUGACCGUCAACCAAACCAAACCCGUAGAACAUCGAAGUAAUCCAUUCCUGGGAAUUGGCAUUGCUAAAAUAGCAAUUAGCUGUUUCACCCUCUUGGGUCUAACACUAACAUCUGCAAUCGUGUACGUAAAGCGACGCAAUGUAUUUCCCUGCUUUGCAUCCCCGCCAAGUACGGCAGUACCAACGACGACGGAUGACGUUGAUGUACCAGAAAAUUCAGGCAUGCUUCAGCCUGUAACAAUACCAACCAAUCAUGAAUAUGAAAAGGAAUACUUUCGGCCGGAAGCCGUGUAAGAAGUCAAGACAGAUUUUGGGUGGAGGUAUCAAUUGCAUUACGACACCUACAUUGCGUGAAGACCGGCACAUAACGAACAGAAAUGUAUCUAGUUUGUUUGAAUCACAUUCCAAAACAAAUAUUGUGUCAAGAAAGACAUAUCGCGUCAAAACACAUAUAUCAAUUCAUUACCCAUUUAAUGGGCCAAGAAUCACACAUCGCGUCAAGACCCUUACAUCAAAUAAUUACACAUCUAUUUGGUCAAGAAUCACAUAUCAAGUCAAGACCCUUACAUCGAUUCAUUACACAUAUAUUGAGCCAAGAAUCACACAUCGCGUCAAGACACGUAUAUCAGAGCAUUAUACAUCUAUUGAGCCAAGAAUCAUACAUCGCGUCAAGUCACGUAUAUCAAUUCAUUACACAUAUAUUGGUCCAAGAACCACACAUCGCAUCAAGACACGUAUAUCAAUUUCUUACACAUUUAUUGAGCCAAGAAGCAUACAUCGCGUCAAGACACGUAUAUCAAUUUAUUAUACAUCUAUUUGGCCAAGAACCACACAUCGCGUCAAGACACGUAUAUCAAUGCAUUACACAUCUAUUGAGCCAAGAAUCACACAUCGCGUCAAGACACUUACAUAUGGGUGGCGGUUCGGGCCAAAAACGAUAUACAGUAACGCGUUAAAAAAGUAACGCGUUAGAAGUGACUUUUAACGCGUUAGAACUGACUUGUAACGCGUUUAAACUUACUUUUAACGCGUUAGGAGUGCAUUUUAAUGUAAAAGUAACGCGUUAAAAUAUUUGUAACGCGUUAAAAGUCAUUUCUAAAGCGUUUAAAUUCACAUCUAACGCGUUACAAUAGUAAAUGCAUUGGCCAAUCAGAGAAAUCGUUUCAUAGUUCAUACAACCACGGAAUUAGAUUAAAAGUUUAGAUAGAUCUAUCGAGUUCCAGCUACGAAGAGUAGAAUGUAUAAAGGAAAGAUUUGUAAGAGAAAGCCCAAGUAUCAUCAAUGAUUUCAGAACUUGACUGGCAUACUGCCCAUUCCAUGUCUCUAUCUGUUAGGGCUUCUCUGAAACAUCUGUAAGCCAAACUUUCUCUUACUUCUCCAGGUGCUGUAGGAUACCCUAAUCUCACUAGGCGUUUGACAUCUUGGGCCAGAUCUGUCAGACUCUCAUUUGGUUUCCUUGUCUUGGAGGUAAUUUGAGCUCUGUACAUCUCGCACUGAUUUUUCGGUUCGAACCUAGCUGUUAAAAUGCUGACCAAACCUUUGAAUGAUUGCAUGUCUUCACACUUAAGAUCUGAUAUGACGCCUCUUGCUGUUCCAGUCAUGGAUGCAGCCAACUUAAGACUCUUCAUUUCAUCUGUCCACUGAUUCAACCUGGAUAUCAAUUCAUAGUGACUCAAGUAGUCAGUCCAACUGGAUUUUCCAUCAUAUGUGUCAGGUUUGGUAUAUCCAUGUUUUGGUUUCUUAUCAUCAUCUGACUUAGAGUUCAAACAGAUGGUGUUGGUUGCUGGUAAAGCUAUGAUAUGACUAUGGUCCUCAUUUAUUUCUACAAUUGGUGCAUUGGAGCUGGUAUCCUGUCCAAAUGAUUCCCUGUUUUGUUGGGUUGUCAUGUUUCUUUGUGUAGGAUUUUUCUCAAGAACACGGUCAAGACGUUCUAACACUUCUGAUAAGGUGUUUUCUACUGACUUCUCUAACUUUUCAUGAGAUUGGACCAUGGUUACCAUGUUAUUAUCUAUAGAAUUCACUUGAUCUUCUAGAGCCUCCACCCUUUCUAUGGUCUUUGCUAGUUC
Molecule: messenger RNA, 2840 nt
Organism: Mizuhopecten yessoensis (Yesso scallop)
Lineage: Eukaryota; Metazoa; Mollusca; Bivalvia; Pectinida; Pectinidae
Exons: 6
Coding region: 382-1068 (228 amino acids)
Source: RefSeq, a predicted model, not a curated record